Closterium sp. Yama58-4 is the source of this 4776-nucleotide messenger RNA. NCBI's taxonomy places the organism in Eukaryota, Viridiplantae, Streptophyta, Zygnematophyceae, Desmidiales, Closteriaceae. The record is from the annotation of a GenBank genome assembly.
AUGUUUCUGGCCAGAAAUAGGCGGGGCUUUGCUCAAGAACAGGCGCUUCGGGCUUCCCCCCGAACCAACCACACAAGCCCAAGGCAACAGGCCAUUGAUCCCGAGGGACCUCGGGGAUCUCCCUGCAUCUCUCGCUGCCCUGCGGCACAUUUAUUGCCACUGUGUUGCUUUUUCCACACAGCUGCCCCUCCAUCGCUCAUCAUCAAUCUUCGCUGCCUCAACGAGGAUAGCAACGACGUUCCAAGUAGGUACCACGGGCUUGUGCGCCAGCUGAACCAAGAUAUCGUCGCUAUGGCGCUGUCCUCCCUUCACGCGGGCACUGGCCUGCGUAUGCACGCCAUCAUGCCACUGCCGACUCCGUCUCUCCACAACCCACACGUAACUGCGCCGUACGUUGGCCUUCGCCGCAUGCCACUCGCUGCGCGACACGGCGCACCCUCUCGCGCCAGCGCUCCUCGUCAACCAGCGUCGUCACGGCCGGUGCGAGCAAGCGGCAGCAGCGAGGAGCGCGGACGAGACUCCUCGUGGCUGAUGCGGGGGGUUGCCGCUGCGGGUUUGGCGUGCGUGCUGGCGCUGAGCGACCCGUUCAGCGGCAGCGGCGGCAUGGCGCUCGCGGCCGACACGCUCAAGACGUGUACAUGCCUGCUGGGCCAGUGCAGAACGGAGCUGCUGCAGUGUCUGGGCGACGUGAAGUGCGCGGCGAACAUCGCGUGCCUGCAGUCGUGCAACGGGCGCCCCGACGAGACGGAGUGCCAGAUCGGGUGCGGAGACCUCUUCGAGAACCAGGUCGUCGACCGCUUCAACGCCUGCGCCAUCACCAAGUCCGGCUGCGUCCCGCAAAAGGCGGACGAGAACCUCUUCCCGCUCCCGCCGGACGACGCGCUGGUGACGGAAUUCGACGUGGGGAAGCUGGACGGGCCGUGGUUCAUCUCCAGUGGACUCAACCCCACGUUCGACACGUACGACUGCCAGCUGCACACGUUUCAGCCGACGGGCGAGGGGCAGUUCCGCGUGGACAUCACGUGGCGCAUCAACACGCCUGACGGCGGGUUCUUCACGCGGUCCGCGCUGCAGGACUUCGUGCAGGACCCCGUGCGACCCGGCGUGCUGCUCAACCACGACAACGAGUUCCUGCACUACCAGGACGACUGGUUUGUCAUCUCGUCAAACAUCAGUGGCACCAAGGACGAUUACUUCUUUGUUUAUUAUCGGGGCAGCAACGACGCCUGGGACGGGUACGGUGGAGCAGUGUUGUACACUCGCAGCCGCACUAUCCCACCAAGCAUUAUCCCAGAGCUGGAACGGUCUGCACAGUCGGUGGGCCUCAACUUUGCAGACUUCAUCACGACAGAUAACACGUGCCCUGCCGAGCAGCCCCUGUUUGCACGGCUGGAGAAGAAGGUGGAGGCGGUGGAGAGGGCACUGGUGGCUGAGGUGGUGCAGUUUGAAGAGAAGGUGGUGGAGGCAGAGAAGGCAGUGGUGGCAGAGGUGAUCCAGCUGGAGGAGAAGGUGGUGGAAGCAGGCAGGGAUGAACUGAAGCUCUUUGAGGGCCUCAGAAGAGGAUUUGCGGAGCUGUUCAAGGAUGAGCAGAACUUUGUGAAGGGGCUGAGGAAGGAGGACAGGGAGGUGUUGGAGCAGAUGGAGGCGAUGCAAAUGGGAGACCCUGAGGAUUUGGAAGACCUGUUCAGCAAUCCGUUGCCGCUGCCGUCGUUAUCCCCAGCAAUUCAACCGUUUUCGGGGACACAGGCAAAUUCUCAAGGUAACGGUGCUAAUUCGGAUUCGAUACGAUCUGACUCGCCAGCCAUGGCGCCAGCCCCAGUGGACCACACGAGAGUGGACGUGCCGGAGCACGCCGCUUCUCACGCGCUCCGUCUUGAUGUCCGACAAGACGACGCUACCGCAUCCCUCCUCAACCCCCCUCAAUGCCACGGAGCCGAUACCGCGCCACCUCAUAACGAGUACGUUCUUCUGCACGAGCGCGAGGCGGCGGUGGAGCGCGGAGCGGCGUCGUGGGUGGGCGAGGCAGCGGCGCAAUGCAGCGUGGGGUUGCCGGUGGCGGGCACGAUGGCGGUGAACAGCUUCAUGCAGCUGCUCUGCCUCGCCUUCGUCGGCCACCUCGGCACGCAAGAGCUCGCGUGUGCUUCCAUCGCCACCGCGCUCGCCAACGUCACUGGCUUCUCGCUGCUGGAAGGGCUGGCGAGCGCCAUGGAGACGGUGUGCGGGCAGGCGUACGGCGCAGGAGACCUGGCGUCGCUGGGCACCAUGCUGCAGCGCGUGCACCUCAUCCUCACCCUCGCCUGCCUCCCCAUCUGCGCCUGCUGGCUCGCCACGCGACCGCUGCUGCUCUUCACCGGCCAGGACCAAUCCAUAGCAAGCGGCGCAGCGCAGUACAUCGCGUGGGAGAUCCCGGGCCUGCUGGCGUCUGCAGCGUUCCUGCCCAUCACCAAGUUCAUGCAGGUGCAAGGCGUGACCCUGCCCCUCACGCUCAUCUCGCUGGUCGCCCUGCUCUUCCUCGCCCUCGCCUCCUACCUGCUCAUCCACACCUUCGCUCUGGGCUUCACAGGAGCCGCCAUGGCCCUCUCGCUCACGCUGCUCUUCCAGCUGCUGCUCGCGCUGCUCUACCUCGCGCUGCUGGACUCCUCUCAUCAACUGCUCGCGCGCUGCUGGCGCGGCUGGUCGCUCGCCCUCUCUUUCUCCGCCUGGUGGCCCUACCUCACUGUUGCCGUGCCCUCCUGUGCCAUGAUAUGUCUGGAGUGGUGGUUCUUUGAGAUCGUCACGCUUGUCUCCGGCCUGCUGCCCAACCCUGUUGUCAACGUCGCAGCCAUGACCAUAAGUCUGCAGACUGCUGGCUUCUGCUUCAUGUUCUCACUCGCCUUUGGCAUCGCUGCCAGUGUGCGGGUGAGCAACGCGUUGGGAGCAAGGAGCCCAGCAGCAGCGCGCAGGGCAGUGGCGGUGGCGAUGGGCAUAUCGGUGCUGCUGUCGGCGCUCAUAGCGCUCUUCCUGCUCUUCAUCCGCGACUUCCUCAUCCUCUUCUUCACCGGUGCCUCUUCUCCCGACGUGGCAGCCGUCGUGCGGUCGCUCAUGCCCUUCCUCAUUGUGUCCCAGCCAGGCCUCUGCCUGCCCACCAUCCUCUCAGGAGUGCUGCGGGGGUCAGGGCAGCAGGCGGUGGGCACGGGGGUGAACGCCUUCACCUUCUAUGCCAUCGCUCUGCCCCUCGCCUACGCCCUCGCCUUCUACCCUUUCCACCUCGGCGUUGCUGGCCUUUGGCUAUCCAUAAUUGUGGGGGAGGCAAUCCAAACAGCCAUCUUCGGAUACUAUGUGGCCAUCACUGAUUGGUCUGCCCAGGUGGAGCAUGCAGAAAAACGAGAGAGCAAUCUCAUGAAUUCUCGACCGUAUAGCGAGUAUGCGAUUCCCUGCGGCGGCUGCACCUCGGAUUCCAAAUCUCGUCCUUUGUUGAUGCGGGCGGUCAUCAAUACUAGGCGCGCCAGCAUAAUCUCUUGCCGUGUGCACUGCACUGCUACCAACGGUCGCGCCAUGGCCUCUCUUACCGCAUCGCUCUUCCCGCCGAGCUCGCUCCGCGUCGUGGAGGUAACCAGCCCGCGCGAGUGUCGCGAAAUUCAAGUGUCGCAGCACACCACGUGGGCGCCAGCGUUGACUCUCCAACAGUUCCUGCAGCGCGAGCAGCAGCUGGGCAGCCACGCAUGGGCGCAAGCCAAUCUGCGCACAUGGGCCCUCGUAUCAGACGCGGACGAGGCAGAGGAGCAAGUAGCACCACGCACACCCGAGCACCAGGCACUGCCGCACCACCCCGUGUCUGUCCAUGCCGCUGCCAGCACCGCUGCCAACACGAGUGCGAGCAGCUCGGGAGGGCAGGGUGCGGCAUUUGUGUCCGUGCCAUGCCGCAGCAGUGGUGGUGGUGGGGGCGGCGGGGAGGGCAGGGUGCAGCGCAGGCGAGUGCUGGCGUCGCUGGAAACAUACCGCCAGGUGCCGUGCUCAUGUCACGGCCUGGCCACCCACCUGUGUCGCGCUAUGCCUUCCCUGCUCGCACACUGCGACCCCUCCGCCCUCGCUGCUGUGCUGUACUCAGACGUGGGCGAGCACCUGUACGCGCGUGCGGGCUUCACUGCACCGCCGCACGUGCUGCCGCCGUCGCAACAUGUGUUUGGGGUGCGCGGAGGGGAGGAGGGCGAGAGGCGGGUGCGGGAGAGCAGUGCGCGGGUGGAGUGGCUGAGACGGGGCCACCAGGUGGCUGCUGCUGUGGAUGGCUAUGUGCACAUGCUAUCCCAGCGGCCUGCUCACUCAACCUCCUUCCUCGUGCUGCCAUCAGCCGCGCAGGUGGACUGGAUGGUGGAGAGGGAGCAUUUUUGUGCGCAACUACUGGGAGUGGAGCCCCUGCCGUGGUCGGGAGCACGGUGCAACGAUGCCCUCAUGGUAUGGACCAUGGAUGUGGCGCGCCACAGCAAGUACAUCAAGGUGCUGCUCUUCCACGCCAUCACAGGCUCAUGGCCAAUCCAAGAGCGCCACCUGGCAGAAGCAGGGUGCACAGGGGGCCGCGAAGCAGCAGCAUUCCCAUGCUCGCCUCUCUCUCACCCGCCGUCGCUGCACCCAUGUGGUCGUUCAUUCCGCAGGCCAUCUGGGUGUGACGACAUGGCAUGGUACUGGCCUGUCAGCCACAGUGGACUUGAGCUGCCACCCACCAAGCUUGCUAGUGCUGGGCUUUGGCCCUGGGUGCGUUUAGAUUAUCUGGUAGAUUUUGAGCAGUUGUCAUCGUGCUGA